CCGGAUCCUCUCAAGGGGCCGUGCCGGCCACGCUGACGAGCACAAGGGCGGCUUCCAGCGCUCACAGAGAGGCAUGCUGGGGCCUGCCGAGGCCCAAGCUGCAUCGAGGUCGGCAGCGAGCAAGGCGGCAAUUCCUCGCAGCACGGAGUCGCGAGCGGCAUCGGGCGUGGUCUGUGCGCACCGGCUGCGCAGACAAAGGCAACCCGCACCGCGCGGCGCGCGCCGCGCCGCCGUCGGCCUUGUCCUCAUCCUCGACGCAUCGCGCCCUCGUCAAGGCCGUAUCGCGGAAAUUGGGGCGCCCUUUGCAAGGCCGAGGCAAGGCCGCGGCAGGGCGUUCGGCCGAGGCUGCUGCUGCGCUCACGGCGCCGGAGUGUCGCGCGCCGCGGCGCCCAUCCAUGACUGCCUCCACCACCCCUCGCCAUGUCCGCGUCCCCGGCGCCUCGCGCCGUGCUGCGUGACGAUGCGCUGCUCGACGCUCUUGAUGCGAGCGCUCAGGACGCCGCAGCCGUCGCUGCCAGUGGCCUGCCUCUGAACGGAGACUCCACCGCACCGGCGACAGCGGCAGCGCGCCUCUCGGCCACGGCCCUGACGCCGCGCCAGUACCAGUGGCAGCUGUUCGAGAGGGCGCGCGAGGGCAACGUCGUCGCCGUGCUCGACACGGGCGCCGGCAAGACGCUCGUGUCCGUGCUGCUGCUGCAGCAUGUGCUCGACGAGGAGACGGCGCGCGUCGAGAGCCUCGCUGCCGUGGCGGAUGGCGCACCGCCGCUGCGCCGCCGCACAUCCGUCUUCCUCGUGAACCAGGUGCCGCUCGUCCACCAGCAGGCGCAGGUCAUCAGCGACAACUCGACGCUCAGCGUCGGCAAGCUCUUCGGCGAGCUCGGCGUCGACACGUGGUCCGCACCGCAGUGGGCCGAGAUGAUGGGCGGCCGCUACGACGUGCUGGUCGCGACGGCGCAGUGCGUGCUGACGGGGCUCAUCCAUGGCUUUGUGCGCAUGGCCGACCUGGCGCUCGUCAUCUUCGACGAGGCGCACCACGCUGCUGCCACGCACCCGUACGCGCGGAUCAUGUCCUGCUAUCGCGCCGCCGAUGGCGCACACCUGCCGAAGAUCUUCGGCAUGACGGCAUCGCCGCUGAAGAGCAGCUCCAGCUUCGAGGAGGCGGCGUCGGACCUCGAGGCGAUGCUCGACGCGCGCAUCUUCACGGCGCCGCUCUCGGCGCGCCUCGAGCUCGCCGAGGCGGUGCAGAAGCCGCGCGAGCUGGUGGUGGAGUACGACGCGCCGCCGGCGAUGCCGCCGAGUCAGCUCACGAAGCUCAUCGAGGAGUCGUGCGGCCAUCUCGAUGGCAUCGAGAAGGUGCUCGACCGCAUCGAGUACACCAACGCCGAGCUCGGCCCGCUGAUGGCCGACCUGGCGUGGGUGGCCUCGCGUGCGGACUUGCGCGCCAGUGCCGAGCGCAACGAGCGUCUGGCGCGCAUGCCUACGGAGCAGCUCGAGCUCGAGCUCAUCAACCGGCGCUGGCGCGGCGGCAGUGCCCCGCUGGCAGCGCCUGGCGCCGCGGAGGCAGCAGCACCGGCAGACCCUGAGCGCAGACAGAAGCUGCAGAGCAAGGCGGCGCUGAACCGGGCCAUCUCCGACGUGCUGGCACGCGUGCCUCUGCCCGAGCAGCUCACCGUGACGGAGGCUAACUCGUGUCCCAAGGUUCAUCGGCUGCUCGAGGUGCUGGCGUGCUUCGGCGUCAACACGCACGUCGCCAGCUCGCUCUGCGGCAUCAUCUUUGUUGCGCGGCGCACAACGGCCGUGGCCCUCGUGGAGCUCAUCCGGCGCCUGCCGCAGCUGAGCUUCAUCUCGGCAGAGUGGCUCGUGGGCCACAACCCUGCGGCCGACAUCGGCAUGAGCUGGCAGACGCAGAUGCACGUGCUGGAGCGCUUCCGCAGCAAGCGCACGAAUCUGCUUGUCGCGACGACGGUGGCCGAGGAGGGCCUCGACAUCCGCUCGUGCAAUCUCGUUAUCCGCUUCGACAUGUUCGACACGCACAUUGGCUUUGUGCAGAGCCGCGGGCGUGCGCGCCACCCGGACAGCCGGAUCAUCAUGAUGCUGCAGCGCGAGCACGAGGCGUCACUGAAGACGCUGCGCGCCGUGGCACGCGCCGACGGCGAGACGAAGGAGUGGUUGCGCAAUCUGCCGGCCGACCGCCUGGCCGAGCUGGCCGUCGACGAGGAUGGACAGGACACGCCGCCCGAAGAGCACGUGUGGCUCGACUCGGAGGCCACCGGCGCGCGCCUGUACCCCGCCGACGCCAUCCCGCUCGUCUGCCGCUACGUCGCCAUGCUGCGUCAAGACGAGUACUCGCCGAUGACACCUGACUUUACCGUUCUGGCUCUCGACGAGGGCUUCAUGGCGACACUCAAGCUGCCCGCCAACGCCAAGGUGCGCAGCGUGGUCGGGCCGCUGGCGCCGCGCAAGAAGAGCGCCAAGCGGCUCGCGGCGUUUGAGGCGUGCUGUGCGCUGCGCAAGAUCGGCGUGCUCGACGAUCACCUCGUGCCGCGCCUGCCGCCCAAGCCGGGCAAGGAGCUGCCGUUCGAGCGCAACGAGCAGGGCGAACUGCUCGGCACGCGCUCGCGCCAGGUCGCUCACUUUCUCAAAGACGCCGCGCCGUUCGGCAUUCUCGCUGAGGGUGACCUGCAGAUGCAUGCCACGCUGCUGCGUGUGCCGCGCCACCAGGCGGGCAAGUCGUUUCGCGACUUUUGCAUGCUCACCAGCGCGCCGGUGCCCGCCAUUCCCUCGUUCAACCUGCUCUUCCACGAGGGACCGCUGCCGUUCGCCGGCGUCGAUGGCUCGACAGUCAUGAGUCUCUCCCGCGAGGCUGCCGCCAACGCGCGCGAGUAUACGAUGCGCCUGGUGCGCUACAUGACGCGCCGGAACUGGACGUGCGAAGCAUUCCCCUUCUAUCUCGUGCCGUUGGUCGGCGGCGGAAGCGCUGCGACGGAUGUGGACUGGGAGGAGGUCGCCCGCGGCGGCUCCCCCGGCGACGACGUGCAGCUGCUCGCCGAUACCGAUCUGCUACCAAAGCGUGGCUCGCAGCUCGAUUCGCUCGCCGAUCGUGUGCUAGCCGAGUCGCCCAAUGUCAACUCGACGCCGCUGUAUGAGGCGACUGGCCUGCGCUCCGACCUCAACCCACACUCGACGCUCGACCCAGAGCGCGACGCGCACAUGCGCGAGGCCCAGGCCGGCUCGUACGCAGAGUACAACACCAAGACGUUCUGGAGCACGCGCACGCCGCCGGGCGAGCCCAGCGCGACCGAGCCGCUCAUCAGCGUGGAGAAGCUCGGCCGCGUGGAGAACUUUCUGUCGUCGAGCGUGAAGCGACAUGGCCAGUCCAAGCGGUCGAGCGCCAGCCUCUUGAUCCCGUCGCGCAGCUGGCUGCACCGCCUGGGUGCCGCUGCGAUGCGCUCCUCGCUGGUGCUGCCAUCGAUCCUGACGCGCAUGGAGCAGUUUGUUCUUGCCCGUGAGGCAAACCGCCUGCUCCUUCGCUCACGCCUCGACGACACGUAUCUGCUCGUGGCGCUCACGGCGCCGUCGGCAAAGCAGAGCUUCACAUACGAGCGCAAGGAGUUCCUCGGCGACACGGCGCUGAAGCUGAUUGCGACGUGCUAUGUCUUUGCGAAGCGGCCCGACGAUGCCGAGGGCGCGCUCGAUCUCGCGCGCAAGGAGAUCGUGGCGAAUGCCGUGCUGAUGCGCAUUGCCGAGCGCCACGAGCUCUGGCGCUACGUGCACGUGCAGGACCUGUCGCGCAAGAUCUACCGGCCCUCCAACUUUGUGCUCGUUCCUAAUGUUCUGCAAGACGCAGCAGCCGAGGCAGCCCCCGGCGCAGACAGCGAGCAAGCCCCAGAAGCAGCCUCCGAGCAGGUCUCGGAGACAGCCACGGGCCCUCCUCAGCUCGACGCGAUGGACACGGCGGGUUCAGUCGGCCGCGAGAAGGUCACGAGCGAAAAGACGCUGGCGGACCUGGUCGAGGCGCUGCUGGGCGCGUCGCUCGAGACGGGCGGCAUCGACAGCUGUCUCCAAACGGCGAGCGACCUCGGCGUGCUCCCCGAGCGCAUUGAAAGCUGGGCUAAACUGCAAGCCGUGCACAGCGCGCAGCUCUCCAGCGACGGCCUCGAGGGCGAGCGCGUGAGCCUCGGCGCGCUGCGCAAGCUCGAGGCAUGGCUGCAGUACAUCUUCCGCUCGCCGCACCUGGCGCUUGAGGCGCUUACCCACCCGAGCCUGCUGGCGAGUGCGCUGCCGAGCUUCGAGCGCCUCGAGUUCCUCGGCGACGCGAUCCUUGACUUUUUCGUCGUCGAGCACUUUCGCAUCACGUAUCCGGAGCUCGACGAGGGCGGCCUGACGGUGCUCAAGGUGAGUAGGACGAAGGGUCGUCGGCGCGAGGUGCUGACCGUCGUGCUGCAGUCCAAUGCCGUCUCGAAUGCGGCACUUGGCGCACUGGCCGAGUCGACUGGCCUGUACAAGUUCCUUCAACAUGCGCAGCCAGAUCUGACGCAGGCGAUCGUCGAGUUCACCUCGGAGUGCCGGCUGCGCCGCGAAGCUGAGGAGCGCCAGGCUCACGAGGCACGCACGCAGUACUGGCACGGUCUGGCGCCGCCCAAGGCCAUUGCGGACAUCGCCGAGUCGCUGCUCGGCGCCGUCUUUGUCGAUGCGGGCUUCAGCCUCGCCGCGGCGCAGGGCGUCUUCGACCGCUUCUUCCUGCCGUUCGUCAAGCGCUACGUGUCGCCGGCGACGACCGUCAUUGCCUCGUCGAAGACACUGGCGAGCAUGCUGCACUCGCGCGGCUGCACCGACUGGCUCGUCGAUUUUGUCGACGGGCCGAGUGCGCCCGCCGAGACGCCGCUGGUGGGUCUGUUCGGCAGCGCACCGCAAGGCGGCACCAGCGUGGUGCGCUGUCGCCUCGUCUGCCAUGGCAAGGUGCUGGCCGACGCAACGGGCAAGAGUGACUUCGCUGCAGCAGCUGUGCGUUCCGCGCUGACAGCCGCGCACAGGCCGCAAGGCCGCGAUGAUGGCGUCCGCACAGCUUCUGGAGGCCGAAAGUGAGUGCCUGCCGAGUGUUUGUUGCCCUGCGGCCCACUGACUCGCCCUAGACUUUGCGGCGCUCGAUGCGCUUUGCGACUGCCGCAAGAAGGGAGCAGCACGCGAGAACUGAGGUCCCUCCACCGGCGCGCAGGCCGCGCCGGGCGGCGACGAGAGCGAGUAGGCGCAGGAUGGACACGAGGCGUCACCGUCACCAUGAACACCGCGGCACGCAUAAAUCAAUGCAUCGCCAUCACCCCUGCAGGCGCUGCACGAGC
This is a messenger RNA of Tilletiopsis washingtonensis, 5339 nucleotides long. RefSeq lists its product as hypothetical. The transcript has 13 exons. Gene Ontology annotation, biological process: RNA processing. Lineage: Eukaryota; Fungi; Basidiomycota; Exobasidiomycetes; Entylomatales. Bases 421 to 5085 code for a protein of 1554 amino acids. The record is from RefSeq and is a predicted model, not a curated record. Gene Ontology annotation, molecular function: ATP binding; ribonuclease III activity; nucleic acid binding.